AUGCCAAUCGUGAUGGCGCACAUCAUCGAUGAAUGGGGGGUGCGCAUGGUGGUGCUGUUGGCCCUCGGGCAGCAGAAGGCGAUGCUCCAGCCAAACGGGGGCGUACUGGCGGCGCCCCACGUCAACGCGGCGCUGCAGCGGCUGGAGGGGCUGGACGUGGCCCGCCCGGCGGAGCCGGAGGGCAUCGACGACACAACCGAUGCAGCCGAGGUCAAUGCCGCCAUCGAGCGACUGGCGGCCACGUGCGUGCAGCAGAUGCCGCAGGUGUGA
Monoraphidium neglectum is the source of this 270-nucleotide messenger RNA. RefSeq lists its product as hypothetical. The transcript has 2 exons. The record is from RefSeq and is a predicted model, not a curated record. The coding region runs from base 1 to 270 and encodes 89 amino acids. Lineage: Eukaryota; Viridiplantae; Chlorophyta; Chlorophyceae; Sphaeropleales; Selenastraceae.